This is a messenger RNA of Dunckerocampus dactyliophorus (ringed pipefish), 3044 nucleotides long. RefSeq names its product transient receptor potential cation channel, subfamily V, member 6 (gene trpv6). Gene Ontology annotation, cellular component: membrane. Gene Ontology annotation, biological process: calcium ion import across plasma membrane. The transcript is spliced from 17 exons. Lineage: Eukaryota; Metazoa; Chordata; Actinopteri; Syngnathiformes; Syngnathidae. The record is from RefSeq and is a predicted model, not a curated record. Gene Ontology annotation, molecular function: protein binding; calcium channel activity. Bases 675 to 2792 code for a protein of 705 amino acids.
UUUUAAAGCUGUAAUAUAUUAUGAGAAAGAAAAAAACAAAGUUGGGGAAAAAGUUAUAAUAUUAUAGGAAUGGUCAUAAUACUGCAUUAGCAAAAGACAUUUACGAAGAUUAUUUAAGAAGAAAAAACUGUAAAAAUGGAAAAAAAAAAGAGUGAAGUUGAUAUUAAAAAUGUUUUUUCAUCAAUAUGACAACUCUAAGAUGCAGUUUUUUCUUGAAAAAAUACUUCUUAGCAUAUCGACUGUACAUGCAUUGCUUUAAAAAAUAUCAAAAAUGUCAAAAUUGCAUCCUUUCAUUUUUGACUAUGUGGCCCUCACUGGGAAUAGUGUGACACCCGUGGGUUAUAUGCAUGCAUUAUAUAAUGAGCGUUGAUUAGAUAUGCAUCUAACCUCUACAUCAUCAUGAUGGUCUUGGUGUUCCUGCCCUGUUGAUGUUGCCGUCAUAUCUGAUUGAAAGACUUUCCAAACAGGUUCUGUAGAUGCAGGACUUGCUGCAGGUCGUGGCUGCGUAGUGGCCGUGCAGGUUUGAGUGCGAGCUGUUGGAAUGCAGACGGUCCACUGCAGCACUGAAGAUUCACUUUCACACAUAAACCACCACUUGAUGUCUUCAAGGACUUCCUUUCUUAUUUGUGAAGCAAAGCGGCUCAUUUUUUUUCCUAGCGAGAGCAGUCCCAUCCAUGUCUCCUGCCCUGGCCAGGUCGGCUCCCAGUGAGCUCAACCACUGGUGGAGUAAGCUGAAGUUUCGCCUUCAAAACAAGAAAGGAUGGAACGAGAUGUUGGAUGAGACCUUCCUGCUCCAAACCAAGUGCACCAACGACAUCCCCCUCUUCUACGCGGCAAAAAGGAACAGCGUGGGCUGCAUCAAGAAGUUCCUCAACUGUUCUUCUACUAACAUCUUUGAGAGAGGAGCUCUCGGAGAGACUGCGCUCCACGUUGCCGCCAUGAGUGACAACCUGGAUGCUGCCGUGGCCCUGAUGGACGGAGCCCCCGAACUCAUCAACGAGCCCAUGACCUCUGACCUCUUCCACGGUGUGACUCCUCUCCAUGUGGCUGUGGUCAACCAGAACUUGAAUUUGGUCUAUGAGCUGCUCAUUCGUGGGGCGGAUGUGUCGACGCCGAGAGUCACUGGCCUAUACUUCAGGAAGAGGAUAGGAGGACUUAUCUACUACGCGUGUGCCGGCAAUGAGGACAUCAUCUCCAUGAUCAUCGAUGCAGGGGCCAGCACCAGGAUCCAGGAUUAUCGCGGUAACACGGUGCUUCACAUUUUGGUCCUGCAGCCCAACAAGACAAUUGCAUGCCAGGCAAUUGACCUGAUCAUGGCCCGCGAUGCAGAAUUGGACCAGUCGGUACCCCUUGAUAUGGUGGCCAACUACAGAGGCUUUACACCUUUUAAACUGGCGGCCAAAGAGGGAAACAUAGUGGCCUUUCAGCACCUGGUGAACAAAAGGCGUUUAGUCCAGUGGAGUCUCGGACCUUUGACUUCUCACCUCUACGACCUUACCGAGAUUGACUCAUGGGCCGACAAUGUGUCGGUGCUGGAGUUGAUCGUGGGAAGCCAACAGAAAGAGGCUAGGAGGAUACUGGAGGUGACCCCAGUGAGGCAGCUUGUUAGCCUCAAGUGGAACCUGUAUGGAAAGCACUACUUCAGACUGCUGAUGGUUUUCUACCUGCUCUACAUUGGAACGUUCACACUCUGUUGUACGUAUCGCCCUCUAAAGGACUCUCCUGCGAACUACUCGUCUUCACAUAUGGACAAAACCAUCCGAGUCCAGAAGACACUCCGUGAGAGUUAUGUAACCUAUGAGGACAACCUGCGUCUGGUAGGAGAGGUCAUCAGUCUUCUGGGAGCAUUGGCCAUCCUCUUGCUGGAGAUCCCUGACAUCCUGAGGGUGGGAGCGAGGCGUUACUUUGGUCAGACAGCACUCGGAGGUCCCUUCCAUGUUAUCCUUGUGAGCUACGCAUGCCUCGUAGUGCUGCUAUGUGUGUUCAGAGCGUGCAGCGUACAGGGUGAGGCCGAGGUCAUGGCUGUGUGUCUGGUGCUGGGUUGGAGCAACGUCAUGUUCUUCGCCCGCGGUUUUGAAAUGCUCGGCCCCUAUGUCAUCAUGAUACAAAAGAUUAUAUUUGGAGACCUGACCAAGUUCAUGUGGCUGAGUUUCAUUGUUCUGCUUGGCUUUUCAACCUCCCUGUGGAUGGUGUACAUGACUCAGGAUCCAGAGUCCAUCCCGGCAUAUCGCUCCUUCCCCAUCACGCUCUUCUCCCAGUUUGAGCUCAGCGUGGGCCUCAUCGACCUGCCAGUGGACCACACUUUUACGACGCCCCCUAUCGUCCACGUGCUGCACUGUGCCUUCUCUGUGGUGUCCUACAUCCUUCUGCUCAACCUGCUGAUCGCCAUGAUGAGUGACACACACUGGAGGGUGGCCCAGGAGAGAGAUGAGCUGUGGAGGACUCAGGUGGUGGCUACGACACUGAUGCUUGAGAGGAGGCUGCCCCGCUGCCUUUGGCCUCGACUGGGAGUGUGUGGGCUCAGCUACGGCCUCACAGAGCGCUGGUACCUCCGAGUGGAGGACAGGAACGACCCCAUGUUGCAAAAGAUGCGGCGAUACAUGAAAGUGUUCACCAAGGAAGAUGACAAUCACAAGGAAGAACCACAGCACGCGGAUGUGAACCCAAAGCUCAGACCAAGGAACAGACGAUGCUUGGCGGGAUGGCAGAUGAUUCGUCGCAGCGCUUUGGGCAUGGACAUAGAGUUGGAGGAGCCUCAGGACGAGCAGGACAUACAUGUAUGUCUGGAAUAACUUAUAUUUGUCUUGUAGUCUUACACGAUAGAAAAGAGUGUUAUUUUGUAUUUUUAUACCAAUACAGUAUAUACAUGUAGCAGAGCUAAGCAGGAAAAAAGCCAAAGAUAUUGCAGAAAUGAUCUAUAUAUAUGAAAAUAAAAUUGUAUUUAUUUAAUUCACUUUAAUUUCACUAACUAAAGAGCUGAUAUUUAGAAGGUCUGGUCAUUCAGUGUAUAAACAUUUAAAAUUUGUUUGUGUGUCAUGAUUGUA